Molecule: messenger RNA, 1716 nt
Organism: Cylindrotheca closterium
Lineage: Eukaryota; Bacillariophyta; Bacillariophyceae; Bacillariales; Bacillariaceae
Source: the annotation of a GenBank genome assembly
AUGACGAUAAUUAAGUCCCAAUCAUGGGCUCCUCUUUUACUUUGCUUCGUUGGUCUUGUUCUUGCGACUGCUGUUGUAACCGCACCACCACAAGCUACCAUCAAGGCAUUGGAAGAGCAGCAGAUUUACUUGCCAGCAACUCCAACUUACGUCACCGCUGUCGUGGAAUUCUUUUCCCAACCCACGCAGCUUAACAUUUCACAUAUUGAAUUCAAAACCAUUUCACGGCAAGACUAUUGUCAAGAUGACUCUUCCAAAAACAAGUAUUGCGAUGUAUCGAAUACUGUCAUGGAGACGUCGGUGCCUCGAUACCUUCAUUUGGUAUUGCUCUAUCAGCCACCUGGUUGCAUCAAGGAUUCCACUGCGCAAAUGUGCGAUUGGACCCAUUUGGGUGUUGGAAGUAGUAACAAUAAUAAUCCAGAAUCCAAAGAUGAUGUUUGCUGUACGCUGAAAAAACAACAAGCAGGCCAAUGUCAGAAUUUGUCACGACUAAUUCUGAAUCCUGAUAAGCUUAUAGGACAAGAGCAAUCCCUCUUGGUCCCAUCGAAAGUGAAUAAGAGGUUUGCAUUGGGCGACCAUCAUCGACAGCAAGGGCAUCAUCAAAAUCAGGAACAACAGCAAGGGCUCUUUGAUAUACCAACAGCUGGAGAGUACGCCUUUCUCAUGGCCAAUUGCAAUGAAAAUGGAUGGGAUCUGCUUUCGUUGCCUCGAAUAAUUGUAAAGCCGACUCCAUCAUACCUGGAAGGUUUGAUCGACUACUAUGCCAGUCUGACCUUUUACCACUUUGCAUUGUGCUUGACCUAUGUCUUUGCCAUUGUUAUGGCUAUUCAAGACAAGGUUUUGCCCAUUCAAAAGUGGCUUGUGGCAACGAUGGCAGUGGCGGCCUUUGAUAUUCUUUUCAAAUGCAUCGAUUACAAGUACUAUUGGGAUGCAGAACCAAAUGAUUCUUGGUUCAAUAUAUAUACCCUCUCGGUGACAAUGAGCGUAUUGAAACGGGGAUUUUCCAUUUGCAUAGGAGUCAUGGUAGCCAAGGGCUGGGGAAUGGUUUGUACAAGUCUCGGUGGUAGUGCUUUGGCCAUUGCCAUAUUUGGGUUCCUGUACACUGGAAUUGUUUUCGUUCAUGAUAUUUCGAAUGCGAUCGGGGAAGCCAACCUUGAGAAUGAAAGCCGAGAGCAAGGGGCAGAUUUAACGGCAACGGAGGGCACACUUGGUUUUGUCAUCUUUUUUAUGGAUAUUGUGUUUGCUAUUUGGAUUCUUGUUUCAAUCAGGGUCACCAUUGUCCAUCUAAAGUCUGUUGGUCGAUAUGACCAGAUGCCACACCACCGAAUACUGGGAUGCUUACUGGCGGUUUUCAUGCUUGCCAUUGCGCCAGCUUGGAUCAUUCAGUUUGUCGACAAGUUUGAAAAGAGUCCAACUCUUACAGAAGAGCAAUGGAAUUACAUGAAUGCGACAGUCCAAGGGAUCUACACCAUCACAUUGACGGGGAUUGCGAGCUUGUGGAUACCAAAAAGAAAAGCUUCAAACUCACAACAAGAGGAAGCUAUGGAAAUGAAAGAGCUAAACAAUGUAACUGAUGCCUAUAGCGAUAACCUUGCUCCUACGGGAGAAGAGGAGGACGACGAGGACGAGGCAAUAAGGCCAAUAGAUUUGGACAAUGAUGGGAACGAUCCAGACUAUCCAAAUGGUCUUGCAGUUGAAAACGGACACUUAUCUUAG